UCAAAUCCCGUAAACCACAGGGAACCCAUAAUUUCAAUACCACCAUUGAUAGACAUUCUAUAAGUUGCUAUAAUACAGGUAGGAAAAAAUCUCACAAAUCACACUGAAGAUGGCUCCUAUUUUCGGAUACUGGGAUAUCAGAGGGCUUGCCCAACCAAUUCGUCUGUUAAUGCAUUAUGUUGGAAUGGAGUUUGAAGACAAGCGAUACAGUUGUGGCCCUGCCCCAGAUUACAGCAGAGAAAGCUGGUUGAAAGAAAAGUUCACCCUUGGACUUGACUUCCCAAAUCUUCCCUAUUACAUUGAUGGUGACAUCAAGAUUACCCAAAGUGGUGCUAUUCUUCGUCACAUUGCAAGGAAGAAAAAUCUUUGUGGUGAGACAGAGAAAGAGAGAAUCAUAGUGGACAUGAUGGAAAAUCAGAUACAGGAUUUUCGGUCUGGUUUCUCUGCACUGUGCUACCGCAGUGAAAACUUUGAUGAAGAAAAGCCAAAAUAUCUCAAAAAUGUCGUUCCUAAAAUCAAAGCGUUUGCAGACUUCCUUGGUGAGAAGAAGUAUCUUGUUGGAGACAAGAUCACAUUCGUGGACUUUAUGCUGUACGAAACUCUUGAUCAUCACAAGGUGUUUGAUGCUUCUCUGUUGGAGCCCCAUGCGAAUCUUAAGGCAUAUCUUGAGCGUAUUGAGGCAUUGCCUGCCAUUGCAGCCUACAUGAAGAGUGACGACUUCAUUUCUCGACCUAUCAAUAAUACGAUCGCUAAAUUCCGAUGAAUUGCGAUAUCACAGAUUAGUUUUAAUGUAAUGACAAGAAUAUUUUUAGGGGAAUUCUCAGGGGAAUGCGGGGGGAUUCACAGGAAACUUUUUAAAAAAUGAUUUUAGCCGUCCCCCUUUCGCUCAGUAAGAAUUUCAUGACCCUCCUAUUAAGUCAACAAGGAAAAGCUUUUGGCAAAUUAAAAAGGUUUGACCCAUUGAAAAAGUA
This is a messenger RNA of Actinia tenebrosa (Australian red waratah sea anemone), 971 nucleotides long. RefSeq names its product glutathione S-transferase Mu 3. Gene Ontology annotation, biological process: glutathione metabolic process. The record is from RefSeq and is a predicted model, not a curated record. Gene Ontology annotation, molecular function: glutathione transferase activity. NCBI's taxonomy places the organism in Eukaryota, Metazoa, Cnidaria, Anthozoa, Actiniaria, Actiniidae.